AUGCAGGGCGGAGGCGUCUCCGGAUUCCAUAACGCGCCGGUGACGCGGGCGAUCGUCCUCGCCAGCGGCCUCCUCUCUGUCGUCUUCAGUGUGAACCGCCGAGCCCGCGCCCUCGGCCUCUCCUACCAGGACAUCAUAAAGAACUUUCGAGUUUGGAGGAUAUUUGCAUCUGUAUUUGCCUUUCAGUCAACACCAGAGUUGAUGUUUGGACUCUACCUUCUGUAUUAUUUCCGUGUGUUUGAGAGGCAGAUGGGCUCUAACAAAUACUCUGUUUUUAGUUUAUUCUCUAUCGCAGUAUCAUUACCUCUUGAGAUUCUAUCUUUGGUUCUCCUGAAAGAUACAAACUACAUCACUGCUCUUGCAUCUGGACCUUAUGGCCUUAUAUUUGCCUCGUUUAUUCCUUUUUUCCUCGACAUUCCCAUCACUUCACGAUUUCGUAUUUUUGGCGUUAAUUUCAGUGAUAAAUCAUUCAUAUACCUAGCUGGCCUGCAGCUUCUUGUAUCUUCUUGGAAGCGUUCCCUUAUUCCUGGUAUUUGUGGCCUGAUUGCCGGUUCGCUCUAUCGUCUCAAUGUGUUUGGCAUCCGCCGGAGGAAGCUUCCACAGAUUGUUGCAUCAUUUUUCGCAAGAGUUUUUGUACCUCCUUCAGCAAGCUCAUCUCGGCCGUCAAGAAGUCUUGUUGGAAAUGUGCCUUCGCAUACAGGCCGUACUGUUCAGAACCAGCCGUCUACUGGGUUUGCUCCUGUUGUGGAGCCCCCAGAGUCCUCCAUUGCUAUGCUGGUAUCGAUGGGCUUUGACAGCAAUGCUGCGAGACAGGCCCUCGUGCGAGCCAGAAAUGAUAUCAAUGUAGCCACAAACAUCCUGCUUGAAGCGCAGUCUCAUUGA
This is a messenger RNA of Triticum turgidum subsp. durum (durum wheat), 882 nucleotides long. NCBI's taxonomy places the organism in Eukaryota, Viridiplantae, Streptophyta, Magnoliopsida, Poales, Poaceae. The record is from the annotation of a GenBank genome assembly.